AUGUCAUUUUCCGAAAUUGCUGCGGCAAGUAUUGCUUAUUCCACAAUAACAGAAUUGGAAACUAUUCAUGCAAAUUCCGACCCUUUUUCUACAGUAUAUUCCACAAUUUCAAAAGGUUCACUUGUGUCAGUUAUUGUAACUUCUAAUAGUUCAAAAAAUGUAUUAAUUCCUGCCAUUCCAUAUCUCUACAAAAUUGCUAAUCAACAUAUCCCAGUUGUAAUUCAUGUUUCUCUUAUCAACAAUAACAAUAGCAAUUCCAAUCUUAGUGAUUAUACUAAUAUAAUGGCUUUAAGACAAACCGGAUUUGCUUUAUUACAUUCAACUGGUGAACAGGAUACUUUAGACAUGACUUUGAUUGCACAUUCAAUUGCAAUCAAGACCAAUACACCUGUUCUACAUUUCUUCGAUAACUCAGGAUUACAACUGAAGGAAAUUCCACUUUUCAGUCAUGAUUUCAUAAAAAAAUUUAUAGAAAAAUCUGAUGUUGAUUACUAUCAUGAAUUAAUUUCAAAAUCAGAGAAUUUGAACACCCUUUAUCUUCAACCAAAAAAUCAAUCAUCUAAUAACGAAAUUUACAACAGCAACGUAAAGAUUAAUCAAAAUGGUGGUGUUGACGAUCCAAUCUUGAUCAAUGGUAAAAAUGAAGAAAAUAGUGUGAAAACAAAUGGAGUUUCUUCUGCUCCAGAUUUCUUUACAAAUACAACAGAAAAGAUUUUUGCACUCUUCAAAAAAGAAACUGGACGUUCAUAUUCAAAUUUCAAAUUCCUUGGUAAUAAUGAAUCAGAUUUACUCAUUGUUACAUUUGGUUUGAACCUUUUACAAAAUUUCAUUGGAAGUGAUUUUUUGGGUUUUGGAUUAAUUCAGGUCAGAUUAUAUCGUCCGUGGUAUAGCCAAUUAUUUUGUAAUGCAAUUCCAAAAAAAUCAAUCAAAAAGGUUUUAGUGUUAGAGCAAGUUUUCACCAGCACAACUAAAUGGCUACCUUUGUACCUUGAUGUUACUUCAUUUUUUCAUAAUAAAAAAUAUUGGAACAAUCAUGUACCUUUUAUCAUAGGUGGUCAGUAUGGCAAUAAUUUAAAUGAUGGAUCAAUUGGUUUGCAUGUGAAGAACCUUUUACAUGAUCUUAAGUCAGCUAAGUUACAUGAUAAUAUUAAUCUUGGCGAAGAACUUGUUAAAAAAUCACAGGAAAAUAAUAUUAAUGGUCAUAUUACCACCACCACCACAAAUUCUAUUACCAGCAAUAAAAAUAAUGUUGAUGCUAUUAUUGCUGAAUCAAAACUUGAGAAGCCAUAUCUUAACAUGCUCAAUGAAAUUUUUGCAGAUCGUUUAUUUAUUGCAAAUGCUAUCUCAAAGCCUAAUGCGGGUUAUUUUGAAGCUAUUAAAUCGACUCCCGAAUUUGGAUAUGGUGUUUUAAUUUCAAAACUCCAAAAACGUUUACAAUUGGUUGACUUUGUUUCAAGUGCAUUGAAAAAUGAGAAAAUUCCAGAGUCUCUUCAUGUUGCUUUGUCUCAAUGGAUUUUAGGCAAAGAUGAUGCUGAUAAAUCAAAGGAAUUUGGUGAAACAGCCAUUAGUUUACUUUAUAAAUUACAUAAAGAUAAUCAAUCACUAACCAACAUCUAUAAUCUGAAAGAUCAAUUUUUUAAACCAUCAAAUUGGCUUAUUGGAUCUGAUUUAUGGGCUAAUGAUAUAGGAGGAUCGGGAGUUCAUCAUGUUAUUUCAUCAGGAAAAGAUAUUAAUAUUCUGAUCAUUGAUUCACAGCCUUACACCACACGUACUGCAAACGAUCCUGAUAAACGUAAAAAAGAUAUUGGUUUAUACGCUAUGAAUUAUGGUGAUGUUUAUGUAGCAUCUGUUGCUGUGUAUUCUUCAUAUACUCAAGUACUACAUGCACUUAUUGAAGCUGAAAAAUACAAAGGUCCCUCAGUUGUAUUAGCAUAUAUGCCUUAUCAUAGUGAAAAUGAUUCACCAAUUACUGUGUUAAAAGAAACAAAACUUGCUGUUGAUGCAGGUUAUUGGCCACUUUAUCGAUGGAAUCCAGCAUUAGAAAAAGAAGGAAAAGAAAGUUUCACACUAGACUCUGAAAAAAUUAAACAAGAACUUCAAUCAUUUCUUGAAAGAGAAAAUUAUUUAACGCAAUUGAGUAAUGUAAAACCUGAAAUCUCUACUAUAACAACAAAUUCACUUGAAUCAGAGAUAAAAGCAAAACAACAAUCACUUGCCAAACUAACUUUUAACAAAUUAUUGGAUGGAAUGUCUUCAGGACCUCCACUUUUAAUUCUUUUUGGCUCAGAUAAUGGCAACACUGAAGGACUCGCAAGAAGAUUACAGAAAGGAGCUAAAGCUCGUGGUGUUGUGGCUAGGUGUAUGGCAAUGGAUGAAUUCCCUAUUGAAGAACUUUCAUUAGAAAAAAAUGCAGUUUUUUUGUGCUGUACUGCUGGUCAAGGAGAAUUCCCACAGAAUGCACGUGAAUUUUGGAAACAUAUUUCCACCACCACAGAGGUUUCUUUAGUUGAAACAAAAUACGCAGUAUUUGGUCUUGGUGAUAGUAAAUAUUGGCCCAGAGCUGAAGACAUCAUCUACUAUAAUAAACCAGGUAAAGAGUUAGAUUUACGCUUGGAGCUUUUAGGCGGGCAGAGAUUAUUACCUUUUGGAUUGGGUGAUGAUCAAGAUCCUGAUGGUUAUGAGACAGGGUUUCAGGCUUGGGAACCUUUACUUUGGGAUGCACUUAAUGUUAAAUUGCUUGGCAGCGUUGUUGAGGAACCUAAAAAAACAGAUGAUGAUAUGAAAGUUGAAUCAAAUUAUUUGAGAGGAUCCAUUAAAGAAGGGCUUGAAGAUACUUCAACAGGAGCAUUAGCAGAAAGUGACACCAAGUUGACCAAAUUUCAUGGAAUUUAUCAACAAGAUGAUCGUGAUUUAAGAGAAGAGAGAAAAGCACAGGGAUUAGAAAAGGCUUAUUCAUUCAUGGUUCGUGUCAGAGUACCUGGAGGGAUAUCAACCGCUAAACAAUGGCUAGCUUUAGAUGAAAUCUCUGAAAAAUGGACAAGUGGUUCUUUGAAACUUACAACACGUCAAGCCUACCAGUUACAUGGUGUUCUGAAACGUAAUUUGAAGUUAACAAUACGUGGAAUAAAUAAAUGUUUGUUGGACACGCUUGCAGCAUGUGGUGAUGUUAAUCGUAAUGUGAUGUGUAAUCCAAAUCCUCUUCAAUCUGAAAUUCAUUAUGAAGUAAAUGAAUUUGCAAAAAAUAUAAGUGCACAUUUGACUCCUCGCACAUCAUCCUAUCAUGAAAUUUGGCUGGAUGAUAAAAUGGUUGCAGGUCAGGCUGUACAAGAUCACGAACCAUUGUAUGGUCCUACAUAUCUUCCACGUAAAUUUAAGAUUGCAAUUGCAAUUCCGCCUAAUAACGAUGUAGAUGUUUUUGCUCAUGAUUUAGGAUAUAUAGCUAUAGCAGAUAAAACCAACAAAAAAUUAUUAGGCUAUAAUGUUACAAUUGGUGGUGGUAUGGGAGCAACACAUAACAAUAAAAAGACUUAUCCAAGGCUUGGUGAUGUUAUUGGAUUUUGUAGACCUGAACAAGCCAUUGAUGUUGGUGAAAAAAUCAUGUUGAUACAGCGUGAUUUUGGCGAUCGUACAAAUAGGAAACAUGCACGUUUCAAGUAUACAAUAGAUGAUAGAAGCAUUGAAUGGUUUUGCUUAGAAUUGGAAUCUCGUUUAGGAUAUAAAUUGGAGGAUGCAAAGGAGUAUAAAUUUGAAAAUAAUGCAGAUCGUUAUGGAUGGACUAAAGGAAUUGGGGAUAAAUGGCAUUUUUGUAUGUAUAUAGAAAAUGGACGUGUCAAAGAUGAACCAGGAGCGCCUAUUAAAACAGGGUUACGUGAAAUAGCCAAAAUUCAUAAGGGUGAUUUCCGAUUAACACCUAAUCAACAUCUUAUUCUUGGUAAUGUUAGUGAAAAAGAUAAGCCAAAUAUCGAAAAACUUUUAAAGAAAUAUGCAUUAGAUAAUCUGCAAUACACAGGUAUAAGAUUAAAUUCAAUGUCAUGUGUAGCAUUGCCAACAUGUGGCUUAGCCAUGGCAGAAGCAGAAAGAUAUCUACCAACACUAGUAUCAAAAUUGGAGAGCAUUGUUGAGGACAUUGGAUUAAAACAUAAUGCGAUAGUUAUAAGAAUGACUGGGUGUCCUAAUGGAUGUGCUAGGCCAUACGUUGCAGAAAUUGCAUGUAUUGGUAAGGCCCCUGGUACAUAUAAUCUUUAUUUAGGAGGAGGAUUUUAUGGACAGAGAUUAAACAAAUUGUAUAAAGAAAGUUUAAAAGAAGAUGAAAUAUUAAAUGAAUUAAAACCAAUGUUAACAAGAUAUGCCAAAGAAAAAUAUGAAGAUGAAAAAUUUGGUGAUUUUGUCAUUCGUGCGGGAUAUAUAAAAGCUACAAGAUUUGGAAAAGAUUUCCAUGAUCUUUGA
Entrophospora candida is the source of this 4446-nucleotide messenger RNA. Lineage: Eukaryota; Fungi; Glomeromycota; Glomeromycetes; Entrophosporales; Entrophosporaceae. The record is from the annotation of a GenBank genome assembly.